GCUCCUCUCUGCAGAUCUUCGGGGGCCUGGUAUGGAUCCUGAUCGCGUCCUCCCUGGUGCCCAUACCCCUGAUCCAGGGCUGGGUGAUGUUUGUGUCUGUGUUCUGCUUUGUGGCCACCACUGCCCUGCUUGUCCUGUACAUCAUUGGCGCCCAYGGCGGGGAGACGUCCUGGAUCACCCUGGACGCGGCCUACCAGUGCGUCGCUGCCCUGUUCUACCUCAGCGCCUCCGUCCUGGAAGCCCUGGCCACCAUCUCCAUGCAGGACGGCUUCAUCUACAAGCACUACCGCGAGAACAUCGCGGCCGUGGUGGAAGUCGUCAUAAAGCAGCCAGACUUGAGCUGAAAACCCAGAGGUGUUGGC
This is a messenger RNA of Urocitellus parryii (Arctic ground squirrel), 362 nucleotides long. Lineage: Eukaryota; Metazoa; Chordata; Mammalia; Rodentia; Sciuridae. The record is from RefSeq and is a predicted model, not a curated record.